GUUUUCAUCCUGGUCACUCUAAACUCCACCAUGAUGCUGUUCCUCUCACUGUUUGUUCUGGUUCUGGCUGCUGCGUCUCCUUCAGAUGGACAGGAACUGAAGCUGCAGAGAGGCGACUGUCCCAUGUUCUGGUUCAGCUUCAACAAUCGCUGCUACAAGUAUUUUGCUUCACGUCUGACCUGGGGUGAAGCAGAGAUGCAGUGUUUGUCAGAGGGAGCCAACCUGGUGUCCAUCCACAAUGUGCAAGAUCACGAUUUUGUCUUGUCCUUGAUCAAGAACUUUGAUCCCACUCGAGAAUGGACCUGGAUCGGACUGACUGACAUGCACAAGGAAGGAGGAUGGAUUUGGACUGAUGGGUCUCGAUACAGUUUUUCCCAAUGGGACAGUGGACAGCCAAGCAAUGAUAAUGGGAAUCAACACUGUGGACACGUCAAUUAUGGCAACAAGUAUAACUGGAAUGAUUAUCCAUGCUCAAAUAAAUCACCGUUUGUUUGUUUACUUCGCAAAGAAUGUCCCUAA
Nematolebias whitei (Rio pearlfish) is the source of this 519-nucleotide messenger RNA. RefSeq names its product lactose-binding lectin l-2-like. The coding region runs from base 31 to 519 and encodes 162 amino acids. Lineage: Eukaryota; Metazoa; Chordata; Actinopteri; Cyprinodontiformes; Rivulidae. The transcript has 2 exons. The record is from RefSeq and is a predicted model, not a curated record.